This is a messenger RNA of Gossypium arboreum, 2436 nucleotides long. Its product is annotated as phosphatidylinositol 4-kinase gamma 2-like. Gene Ontology annotation, molecular function: protein binding. The transcript is spliced from 3 exons. The record is from RefSeq and is a predicted model, not a curated record. NCBI's taxonomy places the organism in Eukaryota, Viridiplantae, Streptophyta, Magnoliopsida, Malvales, Malvaceae. The coding region runs from base 286 to 2028 and encodes 580 amino acids.
UGAACAGCUCGUCUUCUUACCUGAAACGUCCGUUACUGAGAGUCUAACGGGCAAGGGUGGUUUUAAUAAUUUUAAAACACAGCUCCGUUAUACACGGUUGGGUCAAAGCCUUAUAUAAAGGCAACGGCUACAUUACCGUUCUUCCCCCAGUCCCUUAUCGUCGACUGUUUCCGUUUUAGCACUGGAGUGGAGAAAACCGGCAAGAAGACCGCGUAAAAUUAGAAACGGAAAAAGCACAAAUAUCGGAAAAAAAUGAGAUUGACGAAUAGUGUAAAUUAAUCGGAAAUGUCCGUUGCGGAUGUUGCUUUGAGUCGGGUGAGUCAAGAACCGGUUCACUCUACUGCUGGUUACUGCAAUAACCAAGCGGGUGACUCGAUCUUGAUUUACCUUUCGAUUGCUGGUUCGAUGAUUCCGAUGCGGGUUUUGGAGUCAGACCCAAUAGCCUCCGUGAAGCUUCGGAUCCAGACUUGUAAAGGGUUUGUGGCGAAGAAACAGAAGCUUGUGUUCGGAGGCAGAGAAUUGGCUCGUAACGAUUCACUCGUCAAAGACUACGGCAUAAAGGGUGGGAAUGUUUUGCAUUUAGUCUUGAAACUUUCCGAUCUCUUGCUCAUCACUGUACGGUCAACUUGCGGUAAAGAAUUUGAGCUGCAUGUUGAUAGGAACAGAAAUGUUGGGUAUCUGAAACAGAGGAUAGCCAGAAAAGGGAAGGGUUUUGAGGAUGUCGAUGAACAAGAAAUAUUUUGUAACGGAGAAAAAGUCGAUGACCAAAGGUUAGUCGAUGAUCUGUGCAAAGAUAAUGAUGCUGUGAUUCAUUUGGUGGUUCAGAAAUCAGCCAAAGUUCGAGCUAAGCCCGUUGAGAAAGAUUUGGAACUUUCGGUUAUCGCUGAGAGCGAUUUGGAUGAGAGAAAAGGAGGGAUUGUAGGAGGAGGAGAAGACAACCCCGAGGGGCUUCAUAUUGUGACAAAUGAACCAUUUUUAAGUGAUAUUUGGUUGAAGCCUGUUAUCGUUAACCCUAAGGCUCAAUUGCCUUUUUUUGCGUGGGAUAUGAUCAAUUCCACAUUUGAAGGAUUGCAGGCAGGAAACCACCCGAUUAGAUCAUCUGAAGGGACUGGAGGUACUUAUUUCAUGCAAAAUAAGACCGGGUUUGAAUAUGUUUCCAUAUUUAAGCCUAUUGAUGAGGAGCCAAUGGCUGUAAACAAUCCGCAGGGGUUACCUGCAUCAAUAAAUGGUGAAGGGUUGAAAAAGGGCACCAGGGUUGGAGAAGGAGCUGUGAGAGAAGUGGCUGCUUAUGUAUUGGAUCAUCCCAAGAGUGGACCUCGGUCUUUGUCUGGUGAGAUGUUGGGGUUUGCUGGUGUACCUCCCACCUGCAUGGUUCAGUGCUUGCAUGAAGGAUUCAACCAUCCCGAUGGCUAUGAUUGUGCACCUGAGAAUGUUAAGGUUGGAUCCUUGCAGAUGUUUAUGAAGAACUCUGGGAGUUGCGAGGACAUGGGUCCUGGAGCUUUUCCUGUAGAGCAAGUGCACAAGAUCACGGUGUUUGAUAUUAGAAUGGCAAAUGCUGAUAGACAUGCUGGUAAUAUCUUGAUUGGAAAAGGGGAUGAUGGCCGGACCGUGCUUAUUCCCAUUGAUCACGGCUACUGCCUGCCCGAGAGUUUUGAGGAUUGCACAUUUGAUUGGCUUUAUUGGCCACAAUCACGGAAGCCUUACACCCCAGAAACCAUUGCCUACAUAAAAUCACUUGAUGCUGAGCAAGAUAUAGCACUUCUGAAAUCAUACGUCUUGGAUGUUCCUCUCGAGUGUGCUCGAACACUCCGUAUCUCAACCAUGCUUUUGAAGAAAGGGGUGGAGCGAGGUCUCACUCCUUUAGCCAUCGGAAGCAUCAUGUGCAGGGAAAACAUAAACAAGGAAUCUGCGAUCGAGCAGAUUGUUAAAGAAGCUCAGGAUUCCUUACUUCCAGGCAUGAGUGAAGCUGCGUUUAUUCAGAGUGUCUCGGAAGUCCUCGAUUCUUGGCUUGACAAGCUCACAAAUUGAAAUUGCCUAGUUCUUUUUCAGCCACAAAAAAGAAAUAACUAGGUACAAUUUGUUUUCACAUAAUGAAGAGUACAUUUUUUUUUUUUUGACUACAAAUUGUGGGAAUGUAGAUAUGGCUUAUCCAAGGGCCUAAAGCUUUCAUUAUUCAUUUUGUUUUUUUUUUUUUUUUUGGUUUUCUUUCUUUUACUCUGUCAAUUAAUACUUGAUAUAUCCUAUCAGUAUAUCGAACAGAGUCAAAGAUAAUCGAGUUGUUACUCUUCUAAGACACUCCAUAGAUCACAGGAUUAUAGCUCAAAAAUGAGCAAUAAAACUUGUACAUAUUGGUCUCUUCUGUUCUGGAGGUGUGUAAACCUUUAUUGUUCAGCAUUUUGCACCGAAGAUUUAUGUCACUGGGCCCGUUUUUCCUAA